This is a messenger RNA of Galeopterus variegatus (Sunda flying lemur), 1227 nucleotides long. It is a transcript of the gene MYL9, whose product is annotated as myosin, light chain 9, regulatory. The record is from RefSeq and is a predicted model, not a curated record. Gene Ontology annotation, molecular function: calcium ion binding. The coding region runs from base 103 to 621 and encodes 172 amino acids. Gene Ontology annotation, cellular component: stress fiber; cytoplasm; myofibril. Lineage: Eukaryota; Metazoa; Chordata; Mammalia; Dermoptera; Cynocephalidae. Gene Ontology annotation, biological process: platelet aggregation; myofibril assembly. The transcript has 4 exons.
GCCACCCCAGCCCAGACCCGAAGGCCCGGCCCGGCCCGUGGCUCCACGCACCCAGCGAGCGCCUUCUCCGCACCAGGGCAGCCCCAUCCACCUGAAGCCAAGAUGUCCAGCAAGCGGGCCAAGGCCAAGACCACCAAGAAGCGGCCACAGCGAGCCACAUCCAAUGUCUUCGCCAUGUUUGACCAGUCCCAGAUCCAGGAGUUUAAGGAGGCCUUCAACAUGAUUGACCAGAACCGUGACGGCUUCAUUGACAAAGAGGACCUGCAUGACAUGCUGGCCUCGAUGGGGAAGAACCCCACGGACGAAUACCUGGAGGGCAUGAUGAGCGAGGCCCCGGGGCCCAUCAACUUCACCAUGUUCCUCACCAUGUUUGGGGAGAAGCUCAACGGCACGGACCCCGAGGACGUGAUCCGCAAUGCCUUCGCCUGCUUCGACGAGGAGGCCUCGGGUUUUAUCCACGAGGACCACCUACGGGAGCUGCUCACCACCAUGGGUGACCGAUUCACUGAUGAGGAAGUGGACGAGAUGUACCGCGAGGCACCCAUUGAUAAGAAAGGCAACUUCAACUACGUGGAGUUCACCCGCAUCCUCAAACACGGCGCCAAGGACAAAGACGACUAGGCCACCCUAGCCCUCCUAACACCAAGUCCCUUCCCCAGUCACCCCACACACACUCCCCUGUACCAGCUCCAUGCCCGCGACCCUGUGGGACCCUCUCAGGGGGUCCUCCCUUUGAGGGGUGAGGGUCCCAGGUCCCAAUGGAGGAAAUGGGCCAAGUGGUGCCAGGCAAGGGGCACAGAGCCAGCUUGAGGCAGAUGUCCCCACCAUGACCUCAGAGGCCUGGAAGGGAGGCUGUGGCCCCUCCAGGGAAGGACCAUCUUCUGGGCAGAUGGGCCAGAGGGUAGGACCUGGAGGCAUUGAGGGAGGCCCCAAAGGAGAGUCCGGGCCUCUGCUGUGGCCUGCUCGCUCCUGGGCUGCCCCCAGGAGGAAGGGAUCCUGUGUCCUGGUAUCAGACACCACGUCAUGUGCAUCCCCACACUCACACACGAGCUCACUAAGGUCCCCUCUCAGAGGGCAGACCGCCAGACCCCUCCCUUACGCCCUGUCCUGCCACCAGAGCACCCGCCCCCACCACGGGAGUGUGCACAAGACGACGCAUGUAGAGGGGAUAUGUGUCCCAGGAGGCAGAAUCUCCAAUAGAAGGAUGAGCACGGCUUCGGGUCUGUG